Molecule: messenger RNA, 1710 nt
Organism: Penicillium egyptiacum
Lineage: Eukaryota; Fungi; Ascomycota; Eurotiomycetes; Eurotiales; Aspergillaceae
Source: the annotation of a GenBank genome assembly
AUGCGGUCGCUAGAAGAGGCUGUUGCAAGGAUUGCUGCCAAAGUUGACAUGCCCGAGUUGCAAGCUUUGCAAGCUGCUCCUGAAAUACAAGAUGGUUCUCCACCUGAAGCUAUUAAUGAAGAAGUCACGGGAGAGACCUCCACCUCAAGUCAGCCAUCUCAGCCAAAGGAGGAUCAUGAGCAACCGCAGACAUGGGAAGUGGUAAUGGACCCCCGGGGAGGCCCAGCUUCCAUCCCAGCUUCUUGCCUCUCAGAAAGUGGGAAGGCAGGUCUACCAAACGGUGUAUCAACUGCCCGUCGUCCAGACUUGAUAUCCACGGGACUUAUCUCGUUACGCCAAGCCGUUGCAUUAUUCGAAACAUAUCAUCUCAGACUUGAUCAUUUCCUCUAUCGCAUUCUUGGCGACCAUAUUAGUUUGGACUCGGUUCGGAUCGCAUCCCCACUGUUAACCACGGCUGUUUGUACCGUGGCUGCUUUGCAUUCUCACUCCCUCGGUCAUCUCUUUGAAACCUGCUACGGUGAAUAUAAGAACCUUGUCGCGGCCCGAACUUUCUCAAGGCAUUUGAAUGAAGAUGACAUUCGUGGCCUGUGCAUUGGUGCGUUUUGGUUGCAUGAACUUUCAUGGGCCUUGAUCGGAAAUGGUAUGUGGCUGGAAUCUCCUGGUAAAAUGAAGCUGACAGAACUAGCUGUCCGCGUUGCAUCGGACAUUAAUCUUCAUAGUGGUAUCUACAAGGCCCUCAAAGGAGACCGCGAUGGUUAUCUUCAAGCCCGACUAUAUUAUCUGGUCUAUGUAUGCGAUCACCACUUUUCAAUCGCCUAUGGUCGGCCGCCGAUGUCCAGAGAAGGCUUCAUAAUCGAGUCGGCUAGUCGAUUACUAGAGACCAAACAUGCCACAGAAGAUGAUGCUAGACUAAUCAGCCAAGUAAAAGAAUGGUCAAUCCUGGGUCGAGUCUUUGACAACUUCGGAGUUGACGUUGAUACCCCUAUUGCGCCUCGGACACUCCCUCAACUGCGUCGAUGCUCCAUCUCUCUGGAUACGUGGUUUGCAGAUUGGAACGACAGCUUCAAAGUGAAUCGGAAUGUCGGAAAUUAUCCGCAAAAGGGCGUUGGUUUUCACUUCCAUUUUGCAAAGCUAUAUCUCUGCUCGCACGCCUUCCGCGGUGUACCGACCUUAGAGACUGCACCUCAAUACAUGUCGCCUGAAUUGGAGGAGAUUGCCAAUGCCGGUGUAUUGUCAGCUAUGUCAAUCCUUCGAGUGAUUGUGAAUGAUGCCGAAUUUCGAUCGUUCAUGAAUGGACUUCCUUUGUAUUUCGACACUAUGCUCGCGUUCGCCGUUGUCUUUCUCCUCAAAGUUGCCACGAAGUAUGCAUCCAUGAUCAGAAUUGAUACGGGCAAGAUCCUUUCCCUGGUCACUGAGACUGUGGCUGCCCUUCGGGAUAUCACCCAAUCUAUGCAUAAACACCAUCUCCUUGUGGUAAUUAGCGAAGGCUUGGAACGGCUGUUGAGUAGAUGCCAGGUGUCUACUCACACAGUUCACGAAACAAUGUAUCGUCCUUCUCCUGCCCAGGAGCAGCCCCCAGUCUUUGAUUCAAUUUGGAUGGAAAAUAUGGCAAGCUUUGAUUUCCAAACGAACUUUCCUGACGUUGAUGACUGGUGGCUACAUUAUAAUACAUCGAUGGGACCCCCUCUUUGCCCUGAGGAAUCGAGAUAG